GGAUGCUCAGCAGUCACGCAGAAAGUUUAGCUGCACUUUCCUCCGCGUAAAGUGACGGUGAGCACUGUCGUAACCCCACUCGGGUAAAUGGUGCUUCUCAAGGGGCUCAUCGAAAAUGGAGUUACUAGUUCGGUAUCUGGACAGGAGCAACUCUAUUGGCUCUGACACAACUCAAGAUCUUAUCAAGGAAGAGAGCCUGAGAGAUGACCUGAGGUACUACUUCAUGAGCCCCUGUGAGAAGUACAGGACCCGUCGACACAUACCAUGGAAAAUGGGGGUCCAGAUUUUGAAGAUUGUCAUGAUCACUACUCAACUCAUUCUGUUUGGCCUCAACAACCAGCUAGUGGUUGCCUAUAAGGAGGAAACUACCAUGGCCCUGAAAAACCUUUUCCUGAAAGGCUACACUGGAGUGGAUGAGGAUGACUAUAGUAUUGCUGUCUACACGCAGCAUGCCGUCUUCGACAGGCUGUUUUACGUCCUUGAUCAGUAUAGCCAGCUGGACCAGCUCUCUGUGGGGCCGAUCAGUUAUGCUGAGGAUGAAGAUGGAAAGCUGCUGCCUCUCACCAUCUGUAAAGAGUACUACAAAAGAGGCAGCCUUGAGCCUUCUACUGAGUCUUAUAAUAUUGAUGCCCGGCUAGAAACAGUCUGCAUGUCACAUGAUCCAAGGACUGCGAACAUGUGGAGAAUCCAGAAUACAUCAUUUUUCGAUUUGGACUUUUACAGGCUUGUUGACAUCAAAAUAACGUUGCAGCUGAAGGGAAUCAACCUGCAGACAGUUCGACACCGGGAGCUACCUGACUGUUAUUCCUUCUAUGUUACGAUCACAUUUGAUAACCAGUGUCAUAGUGGGAAAGUAAAGUUAUUUCUGGAUAUAGAUGCUGAAAGCAGUGCAUGCAAAGACUGGAAGAUAUCUGGAACAGCUCAGAAGAACACGCAUUAUCUGCUGGUGUUUGAUGCCUUCGUCAUUCUGGUUUGCAUAACAUCAGCCGCAUUAUGCACCCGCUCUAUCAUACUGGCUGUCAGGUUACUCCAGAGAUUCUCACAAUUCUUUCAAGAGCACUUCCAUCGGAAAGUGUGUGAAGAUGACCAGAGUGAGUUUCUAAAUGGCUGGUAUGUGUUGGUCAUCAUCAGUGACCUGCUGGCAAUAAUUGGAUCAAUACUGAAGAUGGAAAUUCAAGCAAAGAGUCUGACAAGUUAUGAUGUCUGCAGCAUCUUCCUUGGAACCUCUACAUUACUGGUAUGGGUUGGUGUGAUCAGGUACCUGGGAUACUUCCAGAAAUAUAAUGUCCUGAUUUUAACAAUGAAGGCAGCCUUUCCUAAAGUUCUUCGUUUCUGCUGCUGUGCUGGCAUGAUCUACCUCGGUUACACGUUCUGCGGGUGGAUUGUACUGGGACCGUACCACGAAAAGUUCGAGGGCCUGAGUCGGGUUGCAGAGUGCCUCUUCUCCUUACUGAAUGGGGACGACAUGUUUACCACCUUUGCCCAGCUAAAGGACAAGAAUACCCUGGUGUGGCUCUUCAGUCGGGCUUACCUUUACUCCUUCAUCUCCCUGUUCAUCUACAUGGUGUUGUCCCUUUUCAUCGCUCUCAUCACAGACUCUUAUGAGACAAUUAAGAACUACCAGAGGCAUGGGUUCCCGUUGACUGACUUGCAAAAGUUCCUUCAGGGUCAUAAAGAUUUUCCUGUGCAGGAAGAAAAUGGCCAAACAGAAGUUGAGCUCAGUAACUCUAUAAACCGCUGCUGCUGCUGCCAACGGUACGACAGCAAUGCCAAGAUACUUCACUAAUGUUCAAACCCUUAUGAUGGAAAAUGUGUGUAUGGAACAUGAAAUCCAUUUUGAGUCAUGUGCCUACCUGAGAUUUACAAGUUGAUCCUAAAUGUCAUAACUCUGGUGCCUCUGGGGUCAUACACCUCCACCUUUCUCAGCUCUUCCUCUUGAUAAGGUUUUGCUCUCCAAGUGGUACUUGUUAGUUUCAUUUGCAAACAUGGAUGGUUGUUACAAGUUGAGCUGUAAUGCUGACAUUUUGCGUUGAGCCUGAUAUGGAAAUGAAUUGCUUGAUGGUUGGAAAAUAAAACUGAGAUAAAAAUGG
Cyprinodon tularosa is the source of this 2090-nucleotide messenger RNA. RefSeq names its product mucolipin TRP cation channel 2 (gene mcoln2). Bases 116 to 1786 code for a protein of 556 amino acids. NCBI's taxonomy places the organism in Eukaryota, Metazoa, Chordata, Actinopteri, Cyprinodontiformes, Cyprinodontidae. Gene Ontology annotation, cellular component: membrane. Gene Ontology annotation, molecular function: NAADP-sensitive calcium-release channel activity. The record is from RefSeq and is a predicted model, not a curated record. The transcript has 13 exons.